Molecule: messenger RNA, 2470 nt
Organism: Panthera uncia (snow leopard)
Lineage: Eukaryota; Metazoa; Chordata; Mammalia; Carnivora; Felidae
Product: hyaluronidase-4-like
Exons: 4
Coding region: 193-1650 (485 amino acids)
Biological process (GO): carbohydrate metabolic process; hyaluronan catabolic process
Molecular function (GO): hyalurononglucosaminidase activity
Source: RefSeq, a predicted model, not a curated record
UUUAGAAGGGGUUUAGAGAGCCAGGUUUCGUUUGAGAUUUAACUGGUGAAAAUACAGCCCAAUUUCUUCAAGAGAAAACCAUGAAGUUAAAGAACUAAUAGGUUUUUAGGCUUCUUUAUAUACCUGAGAGAAGAUAGCACCAAAUCCAUAAUCAACAGCAGGAGACUGCUGUAAUGGUGAAAACUACAAGCCAUGUAUAACCUGUGGAUGGCAUGGUCGGGAGUGUUGUUGCCCUUGAUCAAGUUCACUCAUUCAGUCCUCAAACCAGUACUGCCCCCAGUGAUCAAGAACCAACCUUUCAACAUGUUCUGGGCUGCCCCAACGAUGCAGUGUCAACAUUUCUUCAACGUGGAUUUGAAUCUCCCAUUAUUUAAUAUUAUAGCAAAUCCUGUAGAGACUCAGAGGGGGUCAACAAUUGCCAUAUUUUAUCCAAAUGAAUUAGGGUAUUAUCCUUAUUUCUCUCAAGAUGGAAAACCCUUUAAUGGAGGGAUACCACAGAAUAUGAGUCUUUCUAAACACCUCAGGAAGACAGCUGAUGACAUUGCAAAAGUUGUCUCUUGGUGGAGAUCGGAAGGUCUUGUUGUCAUUGACUGGGAAAGCUGGAAACCCCAAUGGGAUAGAAAUUGGGGCAAGAGAAUAAUAUAUAAAAACCACUCCUUAGCCUUCACUAGAAACCGCCAUCCUGAUUGGUCAGAAAUGAAAGUGAAAAUAAUUGCCCAACAGGAAUUCGAAAGUGCUGGAAGGAGUUUUAUGAACACCACUCUCACAUUGGCUUUAGAAAUGAGACCAAAGUGUUUAUGGGGCUUUUAUCUCUACCCAGACUGCUACAAUUAUGAUUAUAGGACAAACCCACAGAUCUACACAGGUAAAUGCCCAAAUGAUGAAAUUUCCCGCAAUGACCAACUCCAGUGGCUAUGGGAAAAAAGUACAGCACUUUAUACGUCAAUAUAUUUGGAUAAAAUAUUGAAGUCAAGUUUAAAUGCUUUGAAAUUUGUUCAUUAUCGAGUUAGGGAAGCCAUAAGGAUCGCUGAGAUGGCUAGACAUGACUAUAUUUUGCCAGUUUUUAUUUUUUCCAGACCAUUUUAUUUGCAUAGUCUUGAAGCUUUGUCACAGGAAGAUUUAGUACAUACAAUUGGCGAGAGCGCCGCAUUGGGAGCGGCAGGAAUAAUACUGUGGGGAGGAUACGAAUACUCUGAUUCAAAGAAGGCCUGCUUAACCGUGCAAAAGUCUAUCCAAGGGCCAUUGGGCCAUUAUGCAGUUAAUGUGACAUCUGCAGCCAAAUUCUGCAGUCAAAGCCUAUGUAACAAUAAUGGAAGGUGUGUCCGAAAAGCACCUGAGUCCUCCGCCUAUCUGCAUAUGCCUGAAAGCAGCACUAAGAAAUACAUCCUAAAUAAGAGUUUCAGAUUCGUCAUUUCUCCAGCCGAUAAACUGAAGACAGUAAAGGUCAUGAAGAACGGGUUUGUGUGUCACUGUUAUUACGGCUGGCAUGGGGAAUCCUGCCGGCAACACUCUUCAGAUCUCUUGAGAGAGAAGAAUAAGGCUCCUAUGACUAACUUUAAAUUUUCAGUGUUUCUCAGCAUGACCUUAUUUAUCAUUCUGUUGAAUUUUGUUACCCCCUAUUGCAAUGCCAAUUUUUCCUUGAAAUACUGAAGAGUAGAAAAUGCUGCUUUUUUCCCCUUUAAUCUACUUCUAAAUAUUUAUUGGCUUUAAAGUAAAAAAAAAAAAAAUAUUUUUUAAGUGAUCAUUGGUUCCAUUCCUGGAUAGAGUGAUUGUUUAUUGGGUGCUUAGUUCAUGCUGGGCACAUGUGAUAAGGAAGUGAACACACAAAAGUCCCUGACCUUGGGGAGCUUAGAUUCUUGUAAGAAAUUGAACAAUAAAUAAAUACGUAUAUAUCAAAUGGUGAUAAGUGCUAUGGAAAAGAGUAAAGCAGGGUGAAUGGAUUAGGGGGUGUCAGGGAGCAUGGAAAAUUAUAUAUAGAGUAGACAAAUAAGCCCCUUGAUGAGAUGGCCUGAAGGCAGAAGAAGGAGUUGGCAAAUACAUCUGAGAAGAGCGACCUUGGAAUGCGGAAUAGGAAAGAGUAAAGACAAAAACCUUUCAAGGCACUUUGGUGGCUCAGUCAGUUAAGCGUCUGACUUUGGUUCAGGUCAAGAUCUCACGCCCCGUUGGGCUCUCUGUUGUCAACACAGAGCCCGCUUGGGAUCCUUUGUCUCUCUCUCUCUCCCUGCCCCUUCCCUGCUCGAGUGCUCUCUCUUCUCUCAAAAAUAAAUAAACAUUAAAACAACAACAACAACAACAACAAAACAACAACAACAACAACAAAACCUGUAAAUGGGAGCAGAUCUGGAGUGUUUCAGGACAUCAGGAAGGCCAGUGUGACUGAUGCAGGAAGAAAAGCAAACGGAAUGGAGAGACAGGUCAUUAAGUUUAUUUGAACUAAGAGUCUGAGCGAAGGUACUUCCUUUUUUUUUUU